Molecule: messenger RNA, 2617 nt
Organism: Daphnia magna
Lineage: Eukaryota; Metazoa; Arthropoda; Branchiopoda; Diplostraca; Daphniidae
Product: aquaporin AQPAe.a
Exons: 5
Coding region: 325-1143 (272 amino acids)
Biological process (GO): transmembrane transport
Cellular component (GO): plasma membrane
Molecular function (GO): water channel activity
Source: RefSeq, a predicted model, not a curated record
UUUUCGUACAUUUCAGCAGGUGGGUUCUCAGCUAUCUGGCCAGUGUGUGUUCAAACGUCCAGCGGAGCGGUUAGACUAAAGAUCCAGUCAAGAAAAAACAAAACAAAAAGGGCAAUUUCUAUUUGGAGGAUUGGGAAUUGCUGGUUUUGUACUGACGACAAAAGUACAAAAAGGUUGAACGAGGUUCCAGCCGGGGGUAUAUCCAUCGGCUUUUGUUUGUAUUGUUAAUCACGUGAGCGGGAAGGUGGUGAGCAUCAGAGCGUCUGCUUUGCUGCCCACGUCCAUUCCGCCAAAGAGAAAUCCUAUACGAAAAUUGCUUGUUUCAUGGCAAUCUGGCAGAGAAUGCGCAACGUAUUCGGCUGCGAUGAGCUUAGCAAGAACCGCGACAUCUGGCGGAUGCUCAUGGCCGAGUUCGUCGGCCCACUCUUUCUCGUCCUCAUCGGAUGUGCUUCCUGCGUCGAAGGAUGGAACGACCAGUACUCACCGCACAUCGUCCAGGUCGCUCUCUCCUUUGGCGUCACCAUCGCCACAAUGGCGCAGGCCUUGGGUCAUGUGAGUGGAGGCCAUUUCAACCCAGCCGUGACGGUGGCCUGUCUUGUGACGGGCAAGAUUUCUAUCGUCAAGUCCAUCUUCUACAUCUUGGCACAGUGCUUAGGCGCCAUAUGUGGAGCUGCUCUUUUGCAGGCAUUGACUCCGACCGAGUUCCACAACACACUGGGCGUGACGGAGAUUCACAAAGCCCUGACUCCGACGCAAGGUUUCGGUGUGGAAUUCUUCUCUACGUUCACGCUCGUCCUCGUCGUCUUUGGUGUCUGCGAUAGCAAUCGCAAAGACGUCAAAGGAUCGGCACCAUUGGCCAUCGGCCUCUGCAUCGCCACCGCCAUUUUGGCCACCGGAAACUACACGGGUGGUAGUUUGAAUCCGGCUCGAUCCCUCGGUCCGGCAGUCAUCAGCAACAAGUGGAGUUAUCAUUGGGUUUACUGGGCAGGACCAAUCAUCGGUGGUGUGGUGGCCGCCCUUCUCUACCAGAAGGUUUUUAAAGCCCGUUCGGUCGAAGAAGAAAUCGAAUUGGAAUCUUACCAGUACCAUGUGGCCAAUUCAAAGGAGAGCGAAAUUAUCGCUGAUCGAACCACGACCAUCUAAACAUUUAAAAAAACGCCUUAAUCAGCUACAAGAAAAAGAGAAUAAGAAUCUAAAAUUAAAGCUGAAAAAUGAAGCAAAAACAAAACAAACAUUCCUUUUUCACGAAUAAUAUAACUUGGAUUUCACACCUGCUGCUAUGAAUCGUUAGUCGUGUUCUUUUCUUUUUCCGGAGCUAUUCCGGCUAUUUGCCUCCCCCCCCCCCCUUUUUUUUGUGCUCGUUUUUAAUUUUAUUUCGUGAUCGCCUUCAAAUUUCAACGAGAAUUCUUAUUUGAUAGGGUUUUUGCUAUAUUAGAACAAUUGGGGUUUUUUUAAAAACCACUUUGAUCAUCUCCAGAGCAGGGUCGUACAGUCCUUUCAUUUGAUUUUUUUCCAUUUAAAUUCAUUUCCCCACCUCUUUGGUGGUCCAUUUUAUGUAUACCGGAAGACCCGGCAUCCAUCUUUUUUACUUUUUUUUUUAAAUUUCAUUCCUUUGAAUUCAACCACAAAGUAUUUGUUUAGGUAUACAAACGACAUCAAAAAUGUGUUUCUUUCGAUUUUAGUUGGCCGGUUUUUUUUUUCUGGACGGUUAGUUUUUUUUUGUCACGCACAUGAUUUUCGACAACGGCUUUUUUAAUUUUUAUUGAAAAAAAAAACAACAAAAUCGAAAGCAGGGAAUAGAUAAGAUAUCAAACAUGCAAUAUGGCGUCAUUGCAUAUCUCUAUAUUAUAUACCACCUUUCGUUACGUCUUGCACUUGAGCUAUAUCUAACCUAUUUUUCUAUAUCGCUCUGUGUCAUCGUUUUUGUUUCCUAUCUCUGCCGACAUUUUAAGCUUUUUUUAUUUUUUUUCAAAGUUUUCCACUCUCGUUUGAAUGAUUUGUUCGCUGUUCGGAUUAAUCUUACACGAGCCGCAAAAAAGCCCGUCGUUUUAUAGAAUCGCAUUUAAAUCUAUCCAGCUCAUUGUUGUUUGUGUGUGUGUCCUAGAAAAAACAAAAACAAGAGAAAGAAACUCCCCGAUCGAAAAUCGAGAUGUACAACCAAACCCCCUUUCUUUUUUAUAUAGUUUGUCGCGUCAUUUUCGUGUACGAUUCUAUAUACGCAGCUACGUAAACGAUUUAGCCUUUUCGUUUCUGUUUCGUUUGUUUGUUUUUUUUACCUGCGCAAAUCACAAAUGGUUUGUUUUUCAUGUAUUUUUGGCUGUCAUUUUGUUUUUAUCCGUGUUUGAUUCACUCUGAUGUGUGUGUCCUGUAUCUCCCCUCGGUUUCUGUGUAAUACUUUAGCAACGCUCUUUGUAGGUGGAUUUGCGUCAGACCGUGAUGCAACUCACAUGAAAACAUUUGUUAAAGGCAAGGCCCCCGUCAUGCAGCUGAAACUAUCCCUGUUUUGUUUUUCCGUUUUUUCUGUAAAUUAUUUUAACCUUUUAUUUGAAAACCAACAACAACAAAAAUCGGUUUGGAAGGUAAAUAUAUUGUAGGCGCUCUGGUUCAACACCCAUAA